Phyllostomus discolor (pale spear-nosed bat) is the source of this 7934-nucleotide messenger RNA. It is a transcript of the gene CCSER2, whose product is annotated as coiled-coil serine rich protein 2. Gene Ontology annotation, molecular function: microtubule binding. The record is from RefSeq and is a predicted model, not a curated record. Lineage: Eukaryota; Metazoa; Chordata; Mammalia; Chiroptera; Phyllostomidae. The transcript has 12 exons. Gene Ontology annotation, biological process: microtubule bundle formation. Bases 266 to 2785 code for a protein of 839 amino acids. Gene Ontology annotation, cellular component: microtubule cytoskeleton.
UGGAGGGUGGAGUCGCGGCGGCGCCGGCCUAGGGAGGGGGUGCGGUGGCUUUGGAGUCAGGCACUCCUUCUGGCCACUGGCGCUAUGUUGGCUGCUGCGGAUCGGGCCCCACGGCUGGCGGGGAUGUGACAGGGGGUCCCUCCCCUUACCUGCGGUGCUUGGACCGUAGGUCGCUGGGUGAACCGCAGGUGGGCCUCGGCCGGCCGAGGAAGAACGCUGCCGCACGAUUUUGUCGAAUUUUAAGAACAAAUGUACAUUAUAGCUCAUGGAAGAAAAAACACAAAUCAAGGCUUUUUUGGGUUCCAAGUUGCCAAAGUAUGGAACAAAAUCUGUAAGAAGCACACUGCAGCCAAUGUCAAGUGGGACACCCAUUAAUUUAUUAGGAACUUCCAAGAGUAACAAUGUGAAAAGUUACGUCAAAAAUAAUGGCUCUGAUUGUCUAUCAUCUCAUCCAUUGAAUUGGAGACCGGCAACUAAAUACCAACUUAGUGCACAAAGUACUGAAGAGUCUAAUGAUACCCAAAGUUCACCUGAUAAAGUAAUUAAUCCUGAAAAACAUACAUCUGCUCAAGGAAUGUUUGCUAAAAAUGGGAUAAAGGGGGGUUUGAAAAAUGUUUCUUUAUUCACAUCAAAGUUAGCAAAGCCCUCCACUAUGCUCUUAUCAUCUACAGAAGAGUUAAAACAAAAGUCUUUGUCUGGACCAUCUAAUUUGGGUAAAUUCACCAAAGGCACAUUAUUAGGAAGGACUUCAUAUCCUUCAAUCAGUGCUCCAAAAUCACAGCUGAAUGGAUUUUUUGGAAAUCGAUUGGCUGGUAGCAUACAAAGGCCUAGAGCAAACUCCUGUGCUACCAGAAGCAGUUCUGGAGAAAGUUUAGCACAAUCCCUAGACAAUAUUAAAUCUCUUACUUGUGAAAAAAUGGUAAGGUCACAGAGUUUUUCACAUUCCAUUCAGAAUUCAUUCCUUCCACCUUCAUCUAUAACCAGAUCACAUUCCUUCAAUAGAGCCGCAGAUCUUAGUAAGCCUUAUCAGAGCCAACAGCUGCCCAUUAGAGUGCCUCUGAGGUCAACUGUGCUAACAAGAAAUUCCCAGCAGUCAGAAGUAUUCAAUGGGAAUGAACUAGGAUAUGGAUUUAAUAGGCCUUAUGCUGCUACUGGAAAGAAGCUGGCGAUACCAAAUGGCCCAGGUAUAACUUCCACUUUGGGUUAUAGGAUGGCUCAUCCCCCUCUACUGAAAUCUAGUCGAUCUCCAUUUUCUGGGACUAUCACAGAAGAUGGUAACAAAAAUUCACCUGCUGGCACAUAUGUAAAGGAAGAUACUGUACUUUUGGCUAAGGACAGAGCUACUGACAAGGACCAAGAGCUAAUUGAAAAUGAUAAUUAUAGAACAGAAAAUGGUCAGACCAUGAAGCAUGAUGCUAAAAUUAGAUACUUGAGUGAUGAUGUGGAUGACAUUUCCUUGUCUUCUUUGUCAUCUUCUGAUAAGAAUGAUUUAAGUGAAGACUUCAGUGAUGAUUUUAUAGAUAUAGAGGAUUCUAACAGAACUCGAAUAACUCCAGAGGAAAUUUCUCUCAAAGAAGAAAAGCAUGAAAAUGUACCAUCAAAGGAUAUAUUUGAUUCCCCCAAGGAAAAUGAAAAAUCCAUCAGUAAAACUGAUGACUGGAUAGAUAUAAGUGUCUCUGAAAGGAGUGAAUGUACAAAACAUAAUUCUGGGAAUAACUUGAUUUCACCAGAUACAGACUACAGAGUUGGUUCUUCAUUUGAACUCUCUCCAUCUGAUAGCUCUGAUGGAACAUAUAUGUGGGAUGAAGAGGGCUUGGAGCCCAUUGGAAAUGUCCACCCAGUUGGGAGCUAUGAGUCCUCCGAAAUGAACAGCAUAGAUAUUCUGAAUAAUCUUGAAUCAUGUGACCUUGAGGAGGAUGACCUUAUGCUGGAUGUAGAUCUGCCUGAGGAUGCACCUCUUGAAAAUGUCUGCCUAGUGGAGCGUGACAAUAUGAAUCGCUUUGAUCGAUCAGACAGAAGUGUCCGGCAGUCUCAGGAAGGAUUUUGGAAAAGGCCACCCCAGAGAUGGAGUGGACAGGAACAUUACCACCUCAGCCAUCCUGACCGCUAUCAUCACCAUGGAAAAAGUGACUUGAGCAGAGGCUCUCCCUACAGAGAAUCUCCUUUGGGUCAUUUUGAAAGCUAUGGAGGGACCCCCUUUUUCCAGACUCAGAAGAUGUUUGUAGAUGUACCUGAAAACACAGUGAUACUGGAUGAGAUGACCCUCCGGCACAUGGUCCAGGAUUGUACUGCUGUAAAAACUCAGUUGCUCAAACUGAAACGUCUCCUGCACCAGCAUGAUGGAAGUGGUUCAUUGCAUGAUGUCCAGCUAUCAUUACCAUCUAGUCCAGAACCAGAAGAUGGUGAUCAAAUAUGUAAGAGUGAAGAUUUAUUAAAUGAAAUAAAACAACUUAAAGAGGAAAUAAAGAAAAAAGAUGAAAAAAUCCAACUAUUAGAACAUCAGCUUGCAACUCGAUGUAACUGUCACCAAAAAUCUAAAGAGGAAAAAUGCACAUAUGUCAAUAAAUAUACUCAAACACCCUGGAGAAGAAUUCCUGGUGGGUAUUCUGCUCCCUCCUUCUCUCCUUGGCAGGGCUCCUUCCAGGGGAUCCCACGGACUGUUCCACCGCACCGCAGACAGAGAGUUGAGAAGUUAGUCCAUUACUUCUCUGACAAAGCGUGCCUCAAGUACUACAGCCUUCCAGCAGCCUUCCCAGACCCACAGACCACACCCAGGGAAAACUAAUAAAAUCACAACAUACCGAGGACCACAGUGAAUGCACAGCCCAGGGCAUACAUCAGGGUACUGCGCAUCUGGAUGAAAGCUUUACACAUAACUUGCAACGAGAAAGCAACUGUGGUGUGGAAGACUGGCCUUUUUCCUCAAGCCCACAAUUCACUAAGGAUGUGGCUAAGAGUAUACCUUCAGAAGCAGACUUGAACAUGACCGUGGAUGCUCAAGAGCCUUAUCAUUUGGCAAAUGAUCAAAUUAAUGACUUUCAGAUUGUACCCACUUCUCCUCAAACACUUACCCAGUCAAGUGCAGUCGACCAGGCUAAGAGAGUUGGAAGAAAUGAGUCUUCAUUGGAGGACUACAUGUGUCAGCCCAAAUCCUUACAGCUUUUUAAGCCAUCCAUCUUAAAUUCUUUGGUACCUCCUUCAGUUUCUGAAUCAUCUCCCAGUAGGACUCCCACUUACAAGAACUCACCAAUAAUUGCACCAUGUAAUUCAGCAAAACUUAAGCUAACAUCUAGUCAAACAAAUCUUGCAAACAAUCUAAGUCUAAAAGCAUCUAAGCUCCGCCCGCCUUCUAGCUGUUUCAAACAAAAACAAAUAAGUAACCCCCGACCAGAGGCUCAAAACUUUCAGGCCAAGACAAGCAUCCCAAGGCCACUAACAAAAAGAAAAGAGAUCAUGCAGAAUCCGAAUGGCAAUAUGAAUUCUGGGGAUUGUUUGGCUUCUAAUCGAUAUUCUCGUCUUCCUAAACCAAAGAUACAUUAAGUACAUAGCCAUCACUUGCCAAUUUGUUGUUUUAAAAAAACAACCUGUUCUGUAAUAGCUUUACAUGCAGUUUGCUGCCAUGAUGGAGCUUGCAAAAUCUCAAAAAUUAAAAUGUAGAUCCUUCUACUAGUUCGGGCUUUUCCAUUCUAUAUACUGGUUGAAGUACAUAGCAUUUGAGUGUAUUUGUCUCAGGUAAACACAGAGUUUGCUUACCCAUCUCAGAGGCCUACAGACAGUUCUAAUCAUGUUGUCCAUACCUUUGCACAUCAGAAAAUCUAUAAUAUUUCGCCUAGCAGGCAAGAAAUGUGCUUUGCUUAGUUAGUCCUUUUAAGGUCUGCAUUAAUUGUGGUUCUCAGAUCCUUUUUUUCACUUGUACCUCUUGUGAAUAUGGUAUUAUUUUAAAUAAAGAUUUGGUGAUAAUGGAAGAUGGUAGUCUGUAAGCAGAGUUCUGGCCAGUAGUUUGUAUAUUUAAAAAGUCUAUGCAAAAGCUCUGUGAUAAAUAAAGGAGAUCAGGCCUUCAAUGGGAAGUCUACGUAAGUUUUCAUUUCCCUACGUAAAUUUUCUUUUCCCUAGGAUCAGUGUUUAUUUACCAAAUACCCCAGGCUAAAAUGUUUCAUAUUAUAUAUAAAUCAUUUAUAUAUUACUUAAACAUUUUGUUUUAUACACACACACCAUUGUGUUUCUUUUUGCUACUGGAUAAAUUUUGGAAAGCUUGAGAUAUAUCUUGAAACCCGUACCUAAAGCUGUAUUCAUUUACAACAUGUUGGUGUUAGAGUUUUGCUGGUAAUUUAGUUUUAAGCCCUACAGGCUUAUGGAUCCAUGAUAGCUGUUUCAGAGUUCCAUCGCAUAUAUAUUGUCUUUAUUGUAAUAUGUAUAUUUAUUUACUUUCUGCUAAUAUCUGAAGACUGGAAUAAUGGACUUGAAUGUUUGCACAAAACUUUGAUGGGCUAUAAAUAUCUCAUAAAUAGGGAUUUAAGACUUUUCUGCAGCAAAACAAGUUAAAAUAUUUUGACAAUAAUUAUAAACUUAAGUAAGGCUAUCUUGAAAGCUAGCCAUUCACAGUACUUUUGUUUUGCUGAGUUUUUCAGGUUUCCCUUUUAUGUUGGUAUAUGUUUCAAUGACAGUUUCUUGAUAAGUAGAUUUUAGAAACAAAACAGUUAGAGAGGGGAAAUUAUGUUUCAUUAAAAAGUAUUAAAAGAUAUUUCAAUGGCAGUAUGUUUAUUUAGUGUGCUAGGAAGGUAGCAGUGGAAGCCCCAAGGGACCAGACAUACUAACCUAAUCAUGCUUCGGGCACUCUUCAGAUGGUUCAGUAAAUUUGCCCUCCUGUUCUCUCAAAUCAUGUCCUCUUUAGGUUAUUCACCUGUUUCUGCUUUAAUUAGAAUUAUUGUCUUUCAAAGAGAUAGGCUUUUACAAUGUAAAUUUUUGUUGUGAUCAGCUGACCUUAAAAAUGUAUCAAAAGGGUCUCUGGCCAAAACGUCACUCAAAUUUGUAGGGAUUCCUUUUGAAAAUGUACAUUGGUGAAAUUGUGUGCACCCUUUUAGAGAAAUAACAGCAUGUGUUUUGCUGCACAGGUGGCAAACACAAGGCCUGUGGGCCGAAUGCGACCCUCCACCUUGUUUUAUCCCGCCCAGCACCUUGUUUCUACCCGGCGGCAGCACUGAGCUCUUGCUUAACUGUUAAGGAGCAGUUACAUUUAUACAGUCCUAAAAUUACAUUCGGCCCUUUGAAAGCAACUGUGAGGCUGAUGUGGUCCCUGGUGAAAAUGAGUUUGACACCCCUGUUUUACUGUAAAGUUCGAGAGGUGAUUACAACCAUUUAGAUGCAGUCUUCCCUUACCAUUAGAGUGAAUUUGCCGUUCACUGGUUACAAAUCAUUCUUGGAUUUGGUAACAGGAGAGCAUCAUAUUCUCAUUUGACAACACUUCUUCAAGAGAAGCACACUAGUUCAGAAAAUGUGUCACAUUGUCCAGAUACUGUUAGUAUAAAGUGACUAGACAUACCAGCAAAACUCCAGUUUGUUCAUAGAGACGACCAGUGAUGGCUGCAGCUCUAAGUGGGUACGUGUGGCCCUUCAUUUUGAAGGAGAAAGAAAAUUUUUAUCUUGCAGAUGGGAUGUUAUCACACUAUAUUUCUUUAAAGUAAAACAUCAACCGAUGAAUUAGGAGGGUUUUGGUUAAUUUAGAAGUUGAUAGAGACUUUUCAGGCACAUCAUUAGAGGGCAGGGUUCUUUGGAAAAGACAAUACUGGGAAACUAGAAGGCAACAGGAAAAGAGGAAGACCAGCUUAUGAAAUAGAUCGACUCCAUAAUGUAAGUGAUAGGCAUGAGUCCACAGGAGCUGAGCAGGACUGGUGAGGACAGGACAUUGCAGACGCCCCGCAUCCAAAGGGUUGCCAGGAGUUGGAGCUGACUUCACAGCUUGUAACACCUACACACAUAGACUAUAAAAUUAUUUACAAGUAAGCCUUUAUCUUUAAGGGAAAGUUUUAGUUUUCUACAUUAUUUUUAACUCCCUAGUCUGAGGUCUGAAGGAAAUGUCUUUGUCUAUUACAUAAAAAUAAUGCCUUCUGCAAUUUGUUUAUUCUGAUAUUUUUCUUCUCUUUUUUCUCCCUGAUGAAUGCAGAAAUAUGAGUCAACCCAUGAGUUCAAAUUCUGUACCUUUGUUGAGCCUUAAUCUUAGCAGAAGGCUGAUCGAGAUAUAGAUACCUAUAUAUCUAUAUAUCUAUAUAUAUGGGUUUUUUUUAAGAGGAAAAAAAUCAGGAUGCUUUCACAAAACAACAAAGUAUUUGCCUGCAGUUUUCUUUAAAUACUGCAAGAAUAUUACGUUAGGCUGCUCCUUAGUAACCAUUAAAUCAGAAAGGAGGUGAGGAUGUAGCUCGCCUUAAUCUCUGUUUAGUGCUUCUGUAAAUCAGCUCUGUGUCAAAACCCCCUCUACAAGCACUCAGAUCACUUUUCCUUAGUUCUUGUGUUUUCAGUGAAGAUGGUUGUAGUAUAUGAAUUCCAAGUCCAGGAAAUUUUCUGGGGAUUGGUUAAGUUUCACAUUUGUGAAAGAGAAACACUCCUGUAGGUAGAAUGAUAUGUUUGGCUGUUAAUGGGAUGCCUAUCAAAUUCUUUAAAGAAAGCUUGGUCUAGGCCCCAGGGAGUUUAUCAGUACAGAUGCAGAUGAUUUUAAUGCAUUAAAGGAUUACAUCAUUUAGAUGUUAAAUCAUUUAGAACGUUUAUAGUAAGGACUGAGACCCUCUAAUAAUUUUUCUCUUGAAUUCUCAUUUUAAUUUGUGCCAUGUUUUCAGGCAUAUGGACUACUAUUCAUUGUAUUUAUAUAGAUAUUAGGGAACCUACUAAGUAUUUUAACAAGUAAAAACCUGAAUAUGAAAGAAAAUAUCAGAUUUGCACUUUAAAUGAGCUUAAUUGCUGGGAGCUGUGUCGGAAAUAUUGAAAUGCCUCCUGUUAGGUGUGACUUUUUUGUUGCAAUAAAUUUCUAAUUGUUGCUGUUUGAAGUAUAGCCUUUCACAGAAUUAUAUUCUCAGCAUGUCACUUUUUCCAUUAAAGCACUACGUUCUUUGAAUGUUUCAUUGACCCCUUAAGUAUUUUACACAAUGCAUCAAAGAGAACAUGAUCCUCCUAUAGCUGUAAGUUCUGAAUCUUCCUAUAGCGUAGAUGGUGGUACAGACACAGAGGUACACGUUUCAUUUCUGAGCAAAGUUGUCAUGAUGGUUUCCUGGUCUCUAGGGCACUGGGGAUAUAAUUUGGAAUCACCAAAUAGGCUUGCAAUGAAGAUCAACAAGACUGCAGCACAUUUUAGUUUACUCUCAAACUUAUACAAUAGUUUUCGUGUUUAUAAAUUAGGGUGGUUAUGUUUGCAUGCUUAUGCACACAUUCGAAAAUUAAUUAUAGCUGUAAUCCAAAUACCUGAUACUUUCCUUUGGGACGAUGGCCUUGCUAUUUUUCUUAAUUCUGAUGCUUGGAUUAGAUUGUUCUAAUUUUCUUUCCACACCUCCCUUCAAUUUUUCUGCUGCAGUAAUUUGAAAGAAUAUGUAUAAAUAAACGAUUGUGAUGGUGGGCACCAGUCUACAACUAUGCUGUUAACUAAAGAUACAGCUUAUGUUUUAAUGCUGUUGGGGAAAAGCUAUCCAUUUUCUCCUUGGUAAAGCAUUGCCAUAACAAAAUAAUACUGACCCUAAGAAUUUAAAGCCUCUAAGUCAUUACUAACUAAAAACAGAAAACACCACAGUCUUUAAUAUCUGCAAUAUUUUUUCCCCAUGGAUUUAAAAAACCAGUUCAGAGUAAAUACUGUAUAUUAGAAUUUGCUUGUAAAAUGAAUUAUAAGAACUGAAUGUAAAGUCUUUUUCCUCAGAAUGUUGCAUAGUAAAUAAAAAUAAAGUCCAUAAUUAUAAAAA